This is a messenger RNA of Brugia malayi, 351 nucleotides long. RefSeq names its product sex-regulated protein janus-A, putative (gene Bma-phip-1.2). Gene Ontology annotation, molecular function: protein histidine phosphatase activity. Gene Ontology annotation, cellular component: cytosol. NCBI's taxonomy places the organism in Eukaryota, Metazoa, Nematoda, Chromadorea, Rhabditida, Onchocercidae. The transcript is spliced from 3 exons. The coding region runs from base 1 to 351 and encodes 116 amino acids. Gene Ontology annotation, biological process: peptidyl-histidine dephosphorylation. The record is from RefSeq and is a predicted model, not a curated record.
AUGCCACUAGUCGAUGUACCUGGUGCUAAAAUCGAUCCUGAUGGCGUUUUCAAAUAUAUAUUAAUAAAGGUAACAGAAAAAGCUACAAAGAAAGAAAAACUAAUCGUACGUGGGUAUGCUCGUUGCGCUUAUCAUGGCGAUGUGUUAGACGAAACAGAAAAAGAACUUGGGACAGAUUACGAACUGUUAUGUUUAGGUGGAGGUAGGAUCAAGCAUGAAUCGAAAAAUCACAGCAUAUUAGUAUAUGGUUAUUCACAGGGUUAUGGCCCUGCGGAUCACCAGAUAAGUGUCGAUAUCUUGAAAGAGAAAUAUCCCAAUUAUAAAAUCACCUUUUCUAAUGAAGGAUAUUAA